This is a messenger RNA of Hippocampus zosterae (dwarf seahorse), 708 nucleotides long. RefSeq names its product NHP2-like protein 1. Gene Ontology annotation, molecular function: RNA binding. NCBI's taxonomy places the organism in Eukaryota, Metazoa, Chordata, Actinopteri, Syngnathiformes, Syngnathidae. Gene Ontology annotation, cellular component: precatalytic spliceosome; small-subunit processome; nucleolus. Gene Ontology annotation, biological process: ribosome biogenesis; mRNA splicing, via spliceosome; maturation of SSU-rRNA. The record is from RefSeq and is a predicted model, not a curated record. Bases 175 to 561 code for a protein of 128 amino acids. The transcript is spliced from 3 exons.
CUACAUACACACGCGCCGCAGCCUACACGUGAAGCGGACGUUUGUGCGUUUCCUAGCAGUGAAAAACAAACCAUUUAAUUUGAGCUUUUGUUGUUUCCAAAUCCUCAGCAAAAGGAAAAUACUCCUCCGUGAAGCAUUUCGCCGAGAGGGACGACAUACCAAGAACAUUUCACAAUGAGUGAAGCCCCAGUGAACCCCAAGGCCUACCCGCUGGCCGACGCCACACUCACCAAAACCAUCCUGGACUUGGUGCAGCAAGCCUCCAACUACAAGCAGCUGAGGAAGGGGGCCAACGAAGCCACCAAGACCCUGAACAGAGGAAUAGCAGAAUUCAUCGUGAUGGCUGCUGAUGCUGAACCAUUGGAGAUAAUCCUCCACCUUCCAUUGCUCUGCGAGGACAAAAACGUCCCGUAUGUGUUUGUCCGUUCCAAACAGGCUCUGGGCCGUGCCUGCGGGGUGUCGCGACCCGUCAUUGCUACCUCGGUCACCAUCAAGGAGGGUUCUCAGCUUAAACCCCAAAUCCAGACAGUCCAAAUGGCAAUCGAGAGACUGCUCGUGUAAAGUUUUUGUUCAACUGUUCAUAAACAAAAGGAUGUUGCGACUCUCACCUAAGAUAUAAUCAGCUGGUGAAGCAUGUGAGAAUUUUUUUUCUGUUAGGUAUGUUUGUCGUGGCAUUGCCUGAUUCAUAAUAAACUUUUUUUAAAAUAA